Molecule: messenger RNA, 483 nt
Organism: Haemonchus placei
Lineage: Eukaryota; Metazoa; Nematoda; Chromadorea; Rhabditida; Trichostrongylidae
Source: the annotation of a GenBank genome assembly
AUGUUUGCUGAAAGAGCGAUAGAUCUAUUCGGGUCGAUGCAGUAUCAGGUAGACCCGAGUCAACACUCCAGUGGUCUCUGCGAGGUGCAACUUGGGGACGCUCCCAUGAGCGCACACCUUGCGCAGAUCCGUAUGGGCGAUCGUGGUCCAAGGACGUGUGAUGGGAAGGGCGUAUGGGCGGAACGAGCGGUCGACGGUAUCGUCUUGUCCUGUCUGUCCGUGUAUGUGUUGUCCAUGUUUGUGCAUGCUACGUCCUUGUGGGUGUCGGUCCGCGUCUGUCCGCGUCGAUCCCUUUGUACGUGCCUGUCCGCCUCCUUGUCUGUCCGUCCGUGUCCCCCUGUCUGUCCGUAUCCGUCUGUGCAUGCCCACCUGUGCGUGCUGCCCGUCCCUGUCCUCCCGUCCAGGUAUCUGUCCAUCCGCCUGUCUCAAUUUGUCUUUAUGUGUCCAUGUCUUCCUUCCUUUCUGUCUGUCUGCAGUCAGUGA